GUUGAGCGACACAGCAGACCAGUGUGCAGAUCCCGCAGGUCAGGCCAGGCCGCUCUCGCAAUGAAGUUUGACGACAUUUUGAUACAUAUUGGGGAGUUUGGUUUCUACCAAAAACGGCUGUACCUGCUACUAUGCAUGCCUGCAAUCAGUGUAGGGUGUUACAUGAUGAUGUUAGUCAUAAUUAUGGCUACACCUGAACACAGAUGCCAGAUCCCAGGAUAUGAAAAUGAUACGUUUACUUUACAAAACGACAUCCACAGAAAUUUAGUAAAUGCCAGCAUUCCUUUGGCAUCGCCGGACGACGAUUUUCUAUACGACAAAUGUCACAUGUACACAUGCAAUGAUGGCCAAUCUGCAGCUAACUGUGCGAUUCAGAAUCGAACUCGGAUCAAGUGCUCAAGUUGGGUAUACGAUAGGGAAACAUUCCAUGAAACAUUCACCUCUAAGACGAACCUUGUAUGUGAUGAUGCCCUGAAGACGUCUCAUGCUCAGAUGCUCUUCUACUUCGGCGUCCUGGUGGGGGAUCUCGGAUUUGGAAUGAUUGCGGACAUUAUUGGCCGUAAGAAAACUUUGUACGUCACCGUCGUCAUUCUUCUGGGGUCGGCGUUCGGAGUGGCAUGGGCGGAGACCUGGGUCAGUUUCGUCGUCCUGGAGUUUGUUAUAGGGGCAGCCAAUCAUGGAGCAUUCAUCAUUUGCUGUGUUUUAGGUCUAGAAAUGGUCGGUCCUUCCAAGCGUGUGUGGGCAGGAAUUCUCGUACAUGCGUUCUUCGCCCUUGGUCUGGUAUACCUUGUGGGGAUGGGUUACUUCCUGAGGGACUGGUUCUGGGUACAGAUAGCUGUGGCAGCUCCGUGUGCAUUCUUUCUCUCCUACUGGUUCGUCAUCCCCGAGUCUCCGCGAUGGCUGAUUAGUCAGAAACGGUACAGCGAGGCAGACAAAAUAAUUGAGAGAGCUGCUAGGGUCAACAAGAAACCACUACCGCCAUCCCUGAUGAAGGUGAACCAGGAGAAGGACGAGAAAGAGGCAGACGGACGGAUCUGGCACCUCUUCUCAAACAAAGUGCUCUUAUCGAGGACACUUAUAGUAUAUUUCAACUGGGCUGUUGUCAGUAUGAUAUACUACGGCGUCACCAUGCAUACUGGAAAUAUGAAUGGGGAUUUUUAUCUCAACUUCUUUUUGUUAGCUGUAGUUGAAUUCCCUGCCUAUUUUAUGUCGAUUGCACUCCUCGAUCGGUGGGGCCGGAAGAGGACCCACUGCGCAUGUAUGCUGCUUGGCGGUAUAGCGUGCAUCUCUACAAUAUUUCCUGUGAUUUUUGGUGGUCCAGAUUUACAACCCCUCACACUGGCCCUUGCCAUUGUUGGUAAGAUUGGUGCGGCUGGUGCAUUUGGUGUAAUAUACGUGUUUUCCGCCGAACUGUUCCCAACAGUUGUCAGGAACGCCGGUAUGGGAUCCAGUUCUUGUGUGGCACGUGUCGGGGGCAUGCUUGCGCCAUACGUCGCUUCAUCCGGGGAUCUGGUGGGCGGGAAGUUCGGGAAGGCACUACCACUGGUGAUAUUUGGCGCCUUCUCCGUCAGUGCUGGGCUGUUGUGUUUACUCCUACCAGAAACAUUACAUAAAAAACUUCCGGAGACAAUAGAGGAUGGCAUCAACUUCAACAAAGGGAGCAAGAAAGAGUUAUACGAAAAAUCAUAAACAUUUCUUCAUCAUGUACAGCAUUGGUUUUAGUCAUAUUGUAUUCGUUUUUUUGUAGAUAUUUGUAAUAUGAAACAUUUUAUAUCAACAAA
This is a messenger RNA of Pecten maximus, 1781 nucleotides long. RefSeq names its product organic cation transporter protein-like. Gene Ontology annotation, cellular component: membrane. The record is from RefSeq and is a predicted model, not a curated record. Gene Ontology annotation, molecular function: transmembrane transporter activity. The coding region runs from base 61 to 1689 and encodes 542 amino acids. NCBI's taxonomy places the organism in Eukaryota, Metazoa, Mollusca, Bivalvia, Pectinida, Pectinidae. The transcript has 9 exons. Gene Ontology annotation, biological process: transmembrane transport.